AUGCGUUGCACAUCGACGACAACCCCGGCGGCACAGUCCGCCGCUGGCCUGCUAUACCUCCUACUACUAGCGGCACCCGCGGCGGCGAUGCUACAUUGCGAUAAAAUCCUAGUCGAAGGCCAAAAGUUCAACUUCAAAGAUCUCGGGGGCCCCCACUCCGUAGUGACAACGCAGGAGCUGGUUGACCAGCCCUUCCAGUAUCGGAACACCACGUACACCCUAGACCUGUGUGCACCACUAAAGAAGACCGGCCCGGCCGAAGAGAGCUGUGCGAACGGAGCAAGGGUCUGCGGUAUCGUGCGCGGCAUCAAAGGCGACAAAGACGAAGUGACCGCCACCAUCCCCAUCGCAGGGGAUCUGCUCAACCACGGGGGCGGCAACCUGGAGCCCCUGUUCACGCGGCUCAAGACAUCCGACUCACAGUCCGAUGCCAAGAAGGAAGGUGUUCGGAUCGUCUUGCACGGUGGACAGUCAUCCGUCAGCGGACAGAAGCGCGCACAGCAGGCCGUCGUUGAGAUGGUAUGUGACAAGGACAAGACGGGCAAGGAGGGCGAGUGGGACCCCAAGGACGACAAGUACGAGCCUGGUCAGGAAGAGACCGGGGAGGAGGGAAGCCCGGCCGCCGAGAAACGAAAGAGGGCCGACGGUGACGGGGAGAACGACCCGGAAUCAGAACACCAACUGCUCAAGCCGGACGCGGCCCUCAUCUUCGACAGCUACGGACCCCUCGCCGAUGACAAGAAGAAGAUCGACGUGCUGAGGCUUACUUGGUAUACCAAAUACGCUUGCGAGGGCCUGCCGGCAGAUGAGUACCCCAGCAACAACCACUGGGGGUUCUUCACGUGGCUUGUCAUCCUCGUGUUCCUCGGUACUGCUUCCUACCUGGUGUUUGGAUCUUGGCUCAACUACAACCGCUAUGGCGCCCGUGGCUGGGAUCUGCUACCGCACAGUGACGCUAUUCGCGAUAUCCCGUACCUUCUCAAGGACUGGGCGAGGAGGGUCCUCAACACCGUGCAAGGCACAGGCUCUAGGGGGGGUUACUCGGCAGUAUGA
Molecule: messenger RNA, 1053 nt
Organism: Diaporthe batatas
Lineage: Eukaryota; Fungi; Ascomycota; Sordariomycetes; Diaporthales; Diaporthaceae
Exons: 3
Coding region: 1-1053 (350 amino acids)
Source: RefSeq, a predicted model, not a curated record